This is a messenger RNA of Somion occarium, 2103 nucleotides long. The record is from the annotation of a GenBank genome assembly. Lineage: Eukaryota; Fungi; Basidiomycota; Agaricomycetes; Polyporales; Cerrenaceae.
UCGGUAUUCAGGAAUGAUUCAAUAUAACUGCGGCUGGGCUAUUGGGAUUAUAUGGACAGUCAGAGAGACAAUACAAUACGAAGAUACGUGUCACAUACCAGGUAAGCAACAUUGUGAUCGUCAUAAUCAACAGCAGAACUCGGGCCAGAUGCGUCUCUAUUGAUACCCUUGCCCUUGUUUCGUUGUCGUACGUCCUGGACGCCCGACAUGGUCGGUGGUGGAUGGUGGUGGUAGGUUAUGAGAACAAUGUCGUGUAAGUUGAAACUUGAGAACCUCGCGUGUCAAUAAUGGGACGCCUUAGCGCCUAUGUGUCUAUCCUCCUUCUCCUGCUGCCGCGAUGUCGGAACUCACUUUCGAUACUCUUCUCGAGGAUGGAAACUACCAGGGGUCGGAACGCGCAAGACAGGAAAACAAGCUAUUGCUUGACGAGUUAGAGCGGAAGAAGAAGGCGAGAAGCCUGGCUGUGCCUACAGAUGACAAUAAAGUCAAAGCAAGACUUCGCGAGAUCGGCGAGCCUAUUACAUUAUUCGGUGAACGAGCUGCCGAUCGACGAGACCGUCUUAUUUAUGUCUUGUCACAAAUUACUGCUGCCCGGGGGGAAGAGGGCAUGCAAGUGGAGGAAGAAACUACAUCUGAAGAGAGUGAAGAAGAGGUCGAAGAGUUUUAUACCCCCGGAACGCUUGAGCUUCUGGAAACUCGGAGACGGAUAGCAGAAUUUUCUCUCCCCAGAGCUCAAAAUCGGGUCGCUCAGCAGCGCGCAGAUUCGAGGAUGCCUCUCGGCCGUAUCAUUGACAUCCGAAAGAAGAUCUUCGCUGAAGUAAAGAACUUUGCGAAUCUGGGUUCACAAAUUGGCGAUGAUCGACCAAUUUCACAAGUGCGGUUCUCGCCGAACAACAAGAUCUUGGCAACAGGAAGUUGGUCUGGUAACGUGAAGCUAUGGAACGUACCAUCGUGUACACCAAUACGAACGUUACGAGGUCAUAGCGAUCGUGUAGGAGGCGUAGCAUGGCAUCCCCAAGCAACUCGCUCGCUGAGCGAAGACGCCGUGAACCUGGUGAGCGGUGCGGGUGACUUGAACUUACACUUCUGGUCACUCAACAGUGAAACACCUCUAGCAACUCUGAGUGGCCAUCAGGACCGCGUAUGUCGCGUCGCUUUCCAUCCCUCAGGAGAUUAUGUGGCAAGUGCAAGUUUCGACACGACAUGGCGUUUAUGGGAUGUGGCAACAGCCAAAGAGCUACUACUUCAAGAGGGACACUCCAAAGAAGUCUAUUCAGUAGAGUUCCAGGAUGAUGGUGCGCUUGCUGCGUCAGGUGGACUCGACGCGAUCGGUCGUGUAUGGGACCUCCGAACAGGUCGUACAGCGAUGGUUCUUGACGGACACGUCCAAGCCAUCUUCGCCAUCAGCUUCUCACCAAACGGGUACCAGAUCGCCACAGGUUCCGGAGACGACACGAUUCGAAUAUGGGACAUGCGCUCACUGAAAGCGCUCUAUACCAUCCCGGCACAUUUGUCCAACGUCGCAGAUGUCCGAUUCUUCCGAGCAGAUGAGAUCCCACCUUUCCAAGUCGCACCUACCACACCGAAUGACAUCGUGAUGGACGGCGUUGAUGGACUUCCAGAUGCGACACCUACCCCUACAAAAACUAUAUCGGCAGAAGAGGAGUGGAAGUAUCGAUCUGGACUAUACCUAGCAAGUGCUGGUUACGACGGAUUUGUGAAGAUUUGGAGUGCAGAUGAUUGGCAGUUGUUGCGAACGCUGCCGACAGAUGGAGGAAAGGUGAUGUCCGUUGACCUCUCCAGCGACGCAAAGCUGCUCGCGUCUGGCACAUACAACAGGAAUUUCCAAAUGUUUGCACCGGAGGAGCUGCCCAUUUAGUUCUUCAUUGCGUCUGUGCGUGUAUGUGUCAGCCUCAACGGUGGAUUGAGUCGACGAGACGGAGUGCUAUUGUACAGUAUAUCUAUAGGAAUACUUAUCAUUGUUCAACUGCAAUCAUCAGGAAUAAAUGCCAUGAGUAGUUGUACAGUGCGUAAGAAAAGUAGAAGAUGCAACAUGAUGGGACCUGAGGAAAAAGGGAAACACCGACAGAGAAUAAAACUGCA